Alternaria incomplexa is the source of this 1026-nucleotide messenger RNA. RefSeq lists its product as uncharacterized. Gene Ontology annotation, molecular function: sodium:proton antiporter activity. The record is from RefSeq and is a predicted model, not a curated record. NCBI's taxonomy places the organism in Eukaryota, Fungi, Ascomycota, Dothideomycetes, Pleosporales, Pleosporaceae. The transcript is spliced from 2 exons. Gene Ontology annotation, biological process: regulation of membrane potential; proton export across plasma membrane; sodium ion export across plasma membrane. Gene Ontology annotation, cellular component: plasma membrane. The coding region runs from base 1 to 1026 and encodes 341 amino acids.
AUGAUCGACGACGUGCUUGCCUGUUUCAUCGCAGGGAACACAUUUACCUGGGAUGACUGGUUCCGCCUCGAAACGAUGGACGACUCAUUCCAGCCUACCAUCGAUAUGCUCUUGAACGUAUCCAUCUUCAUCUGGUUCGGCGCUGUCUGCCCGUGGCGCCUCUUCGCACACUCGCCCGUCAUUCCCAUCUAUCGGCUCAUUCCCUUGGGUAUACUCGUACUGCUGUUCCGCCGUCUGCCCAUCAUCUUCGCUAUGCACAAACAGAUUCAUCAGAUUGAGCAAAAGCGACAAGCACUCUUCGUGGGCUUCUUCGGUCCCAUCGGUGUGAGCGCCAUUUUCUACCUCUACAUCAGUCUCGAGUUUCUCGCCAAGAUUCAAGUCGAUGGCGAAGUCAGGGAAGAUGCUGCAUACCUGAUGGAAGUCAUGAACGUGGUUAUUUGGUUCUUGGUAAUCUGCUCAGUUGUAAGUACACUCGUCUUCCGUAAUCUGAGAACCUUGUUUUCUAAUGUCAACCAGGUCGUUCACGGUCUGUCCAUUCCUCUCGGAAAAGUCGGCUUCUUCAUCCCUCGCACCCUCAGCACAGCUUUGUCCUUUGCCCGCACAGGCUCUAACUCCCCCGAGGACACCGGUCCAGCUUUCCACAUCGAGGGAAAUGACCAGACCAUCACCGAUGCCGAAGCGCGUGUUCGCCGCCGUCCAGGCUGGUCGCGCAACGGUGGCGACUCGCUGCCAAACCGCGUCGUGCGCAUCGGCAGGUCUAUAAUCAGUUCGGGGACUAGCUCGGCGAGUACAUCAAGGGCUACAUCAAGGGCACCUAGCACGAGCCGCUCAGCUAGUCAGCCACCAGUACCGAUGGCCAGUGUCAACGCCUUGGUCUCGGACGGGGAGGGUGCGGCGCCCAAAGGAGGUGUGAAGGCUGGUGGUGAGAAUGGCGAGGCGCCAGACCCGGCUGAGAGAGUCAUUCCUGGAAGGACGAUUCGCUUCCAUGAUGAGCAAAACAAGACCAAGGUUGGAGAUGAAGAGUAG